GCUCGUGAUCCCAAGGGUCGGAGUGUCCCGCCGCUGCCGCGUGGGGCUGCCGCGUGGGGCUGCGCUCGGAGCCGGCCGCGGGAGUUCUGAGCCCGCGGGCAGAAAGCGCAAGCAGACGGGAGGACGCCUGCCCUCCACCGCUGGCCAGACGCAGCCAUGUUUUCCGAGCAGGCCGCCCAGCGUGCCCACACUCUGCUGGCCCCUCCAUCGGCCUCCAAUGCCACCUUCGCCCGUGUGCCUGUGGCCACCUACACCAAUGCCUCACAGCCCUUCCGGCUGGGCGAGCGCAGCUUCGGCCGGCAGUACGCCCACAUCUAUGCCACGCGCCUUGGUCAGAUGAGACCCUUUCUGGUGGCACGGGCGCGCCAGCAUUGGGGCAGCAGUGUAGUAGUGAAGAAGUUGUGUGAGCUGCAGGCGGGGGAGAAGUGCUGUGUGGUGGGCACUCUGUUCAAGGCCAUGCCCUUGCAACCCUCCAUUCUGCGCGAGAUCAGCGAGGAGCACAACCUGCUCCCGCAGCCUCCUCGGAGCAAGUACAUCCACCCGGACGACGAGCUGGUGCUGGAGGAUGAGCUGCAGCGCCUCAAGCUGAAAGGCAGCCUGGAUGUGUCACGGUUGGUCACAGGGACGGUCCUGGCGGUGCUGGGCUCCGUGAGCGAUGAUGGCAAGUUUAUGGUGGAGGACCACUGCUUUGCCGACCUGGCUCCACAGCAGCCCGUGCCUACACUUGACACAGACAGGUUUGUGCUGUUGGUGUCUGGGCUGGGGCUGGGCGGAGGCGGUGGAGAGAGCCUGCUGGGCACCCAGCUGCUGGUGGACGUAGUGACUGGGCAGCUUGGAGACGAAGGGGAGCAGUGCAGCGCCGCCCACGUGUCCCGAGUCAUCCUGGCUGGCAACCUCCUGAGCCACAACACACAGAGCAGGGAUUCCAUCAACAAGGCCAAGUACCUCACCAAGAAAACCCAGGCAGCCAGCGUGGAGGCAGUCAAAAUGCUGGAUGAGAUCCUCCUGCAGCUGAGCGCCUCCGUACCCGUGGAUGUGAUGCCGGGAGAAUUUGAUCCAACCAACUACACGCUCCCCCAGCAGCCCCUGCACCCCUGCAUGUUCCCAUUGGCCACUGCAUACUCCACGUUGCAGCUGGUCACCAACCCCUACCAGGCCACCAUUGACGGAGUCAGAUUCCUGGGGACUUCUGGUCAGAAUGUGAGUGACAUUUUCCGGCAUAGCAGCAUGGAGGACCACCUAGAAAUCUUGGAGUGGACCCUGCGGGUCCGUCACAUCAGCCCCACAGCCCCUGACACCCUAGGUUGCUACCCCUUCUACAAGGCUGACCCGUUCAUCUUCCCGGAGUGCCCACACGUCUACUUCUGUGGCAACGCCCCCAGUUUUGGCUCCAAAGUUGUCAGGGGCCCUGAGGACCAGGCGGUGCUGCUGGUGGCCGUCCCCGACUUCAGCACCACACAGACGGCUUGCUUGGUGAACCUGCGCAGCCUGGCCUGCGAGCCCAUCAGCUUCACUGGCUUCGGGGCGGAGGACGAUGACCUGUGCGGCCUGGGGCUGGGCCCCUGACCCUGUCAUGGAAAUAAAGCCUGUGUUUGCU
Messenger RNA from Ochotona curzoniae (black-lipped pika), 1597 nucleotides. It is a transcript of the gene POLD2, whose product is annotated as DNA polymerase delta 2, accessory subunit. The record is from RefSeq and is a predicted model, not a curated record. Gene Ontology annotation, biological process: DNA replication; DNA strand elongation involved in DNA replication. Gene Ontology annotation, cellular component: delta DNA polymerase complex. The coding region runs from base 157 to 1566 and encodes 469 amino acids. The transcript is spliced from 11 exons. Gene Ontology annotation, molecular function: DNA binding. NCBI's taxonomy places the organism in Eukaryota, Metazoa, Chordata, Mammalia, Lagomorpha, Ochotonidae.